AUGGCUGGGACCUCUGAAGGUGGCAGAGUAACCCGGUCUUAUCGAGUAGCAGAAAGGCCGUGCAAGAGGAAGGAGCCUGGAAGGACAGAGAGGAGUGCGGUGACAAGUCCACACAAAACUGGAUGUUUCAGCUCAAAACUCCCAGGUGUUCAUCUCGGUGGGGCCACGCUGACCAUGCUCAGGAGCUUCUGUCUCCAGCUCAUGUCCUUGCUUUGGAUCCUCUUGGCGCAUCACCAGCUUGCCCAAGGUGAUGACUGCAGUGAGCGCUGCAACCUGGCCCACGGCUGCUGUGACCAGGAUGGGAAGUGCAGGUGCGAUCCAGGCUGGGAGGGCGAGUACUGCGAGGAGUGCGUGCGCAUGCCGGGGUGCCUCCACGGGACCUGCCACCAGCCCUGGCAGUGCAUCUGUCACAGCGGCUGGGCCGGCAAGUUCUGCGACAAAGACAUCCACAUCUGCGAACACCAGUCCCCGUGCCAGAACGGGGCUCAGUGCGUCUACGACCGAGACGGGGACUACUCCUGCCUGUGUCCGGAAGGCUUCCACGGGAAGGACUGUGAGAUGAAGGCAGGGCCGUGCGAGAAGGCAGGGUCUCCGUGCAAGAACGGGGGGCAGUGUCAAGAUGAAAACGGCUUUGCCAGCAACUUCACCUGCCGGUGCCUCGCCGGCUUCGUGGGGGCUCUCUGCGAGCACGACGUGGAUGACUGCCUGAUGCGCCCCUGUGCCAACGGUGCCACCUGCCACGACGGCAUCAACCGCUUCUCCUGCCAGUGCCAGGUGGGCUUUGAGGGGCGUUUCUGCACCAUCAACAUCAACGACUGCGCCAGCCAGCCCUGCAAGAACGGGGCAAAGUGCUACGACCGCAUCAACGACUAUGACUGCUUGUGUCCUGACCGCUUCACCGGCAAAACCUGCGAGAUCUCCGUCCCCGAGCCCACCUGGGCUCCCCCCUACCACCCUGCGAACCAGGAGAGCGGCGGCGCGAUGCGGAGCACCACCAGCGAGACACCCGGGGUGACGCAGCCGGAGCCCGUCAGGACUGCGGUCACAGGGCGGCGUGUGGCCAACUACAGCGAGAAAGCACCGGGGGGAGGGUUGUUGAAAAUCUCUGUGAAGGAGGUGGUGACCCAGAGGGACUCCGGGCUGAGCGAAGCCCAGCUGGUGACAGUGCUGGUGUUCGGGGUGCUGACGGCGGUGCUGGUCCUCAUCACCGUCCUGCUCAUCCUGAGGAACUGGCAGAGGGGCCGCCAGAGGUCAAACUGGUGCCAAAGCCCUUCGCAGGCUGCCAGGAAGCUCCAAGACCAGGAGUGCCAGGUGGGCAUGCUGAACACCGUCCUGAUCGAGCCCAGGAAGACGACGGAGCUGUGAGCUGCGAGGACUCUGAGCCAGGCCCCGGCAGGUCGUCGCGCUGGCAGACCCCUCGGACUGCACCCCGGGCAGCUGUUCUGGUGCACACUGCACACGGGGCAGCGGGCGCAUCGACAAAACCCCACGGUGCUGAGCACGGUGCAACGUGUCCGAGCCACCUCCGCCCAGCCGGCACAGCCAGCGCCCACGGGAAUUGAGGCAGGGCCACGUGGGGCCAGCCCCAUGAGGGAGCAGCGCCGGGACUGCUCCGACAUGAGCUCUCGGAGAUGGGACUGGUGGAGCUGGAGGA
Molecule: messenger RNA, 1654 nt
Organism: Oxyura jamaicensis (ruddy duck)
Lineage: Eukaryota; Metazoa; Chordata; Aves; Anseriformes; Anatidae
Gene: DLK2
Product: delta like non-canonical Notch ligand 2
Exons: 7
Coding region: 1-1365 (454 amino acids)
Biological process (GO): establishment or maintenance of epithelial cell apical/basal polarity; heterophilic cell-cell adhesion
Cellular component (GO): plasma membrane; protein-containing complex
Molecular function (GO): calcium ion binding
Source: RefSeq, a predicted model, not a curated record